Messenger RNA from Trichomycterus rosablanca, 1150 nucleotides. Its product is annotated as GTP-binding protein Di-Ras2. NCBI's taxonomy places the organism in Eukaryota, Metazoa, Chordata, Actinopteri, Siluriformes, Trichomycteridae. Gene Ontology annotation, biological process: signal transduction. Gene Ontology annotation, molecular function: GTP binding; GTPase activity; GDP binding. The coding region runs from base 43 to 639 and encodes 198 amino acids. Gene Ontology annotation, cellular component: plasma membrane. The transcript has 2 exons. The record is from RefSeq and is a predicted model, not a curated record.
CUUGUUUUUUCAUCUCUCUGUGUGUAGAUUUCAUAAAGAACAAUGCCUGAGCAAAGCAACGAUUAUCGUGUAGUGGUGUUCGGGGCUGGUGGGGUCGGCAAGAGUUCCCUUGUCCUGCGUUUUGUAAAGGGAACCUUUCGUGAGAGCUACAUCCCUACGAUUGAGGACACUUACCGGCAGGUAAUUAGCUGUGACAAGAGCAUCUGCACUCUACAGAUUACAGACACCACGGGCAGCCACCAGUUCCCUGCCAUGCAACGUCUUUCCAUCUCCAAGGGUCACGCCUUCAUCCUGGUCUAUUCCAUCACCAGCAAGCAGUCACUGGAGGAACUGAAGCCCAUAUUUGAGCAGAUCUGCCAGAUUAAGGGUGACGUUGAUAGCAUCCCUAUCAUGCUGGUGGGCAACAAGAUUGAUGAGAGCAUUCGUGAGGUGCAGACCAGUGAUGGUGAGGCCUUAUCCAAGAAGUGGAAGUGUGCCUUUAUGGAGACUUCGGCCAAGACUAACCAAAAUGUAAAGGAACUCUUCCAGGAGCUACUUAACCUGGAAAAACGCAGGACUGUAAGCCUACAGAUCGAUGGCAAAAAGAACAAGCAGCAGAAAAGGGCAGAAAAGCUCAAGGGCAAAUGUGUUGUCAUGUGAGCUGAUAAAAGAGAAGUGUCUGGAUUUAAUCAGAAGGGAAACCAAGAACGUAAAAGCUUGCAUGACAUUGCGGUCACAACUCCCAUAGAAAGGGAUGAAAGCUUCCUCGCAACACAUUGCCAUGGACAGAAGAGCCCCUUGAGUAAAGCAAUGGUUGGUUGCAAAGAAGAAGCCCGUGGUAAAUUCCCAAAAAGUCUUGGAGAACCAUUUUUAAAUCAAGCCACUUUCAAACAGUGCUGCUUUUAGAAAUCAUCAUAAGACUGUCAUGAAUGGAUUUCCGUCUUACCUCAUUGCAAGUUUGCACCAGAAUUUUAGUACCUGCCAGCGUUUCUUUAUUAGGCUUAUAAACACCUCUUUUGUUCCCUAAAUACUACACAGGAAGUCCCACUUCAAACACCAGUUAUCAAGUAUAUAUGGCUAAAUCUGUGGAAUGAAAUCUAGAAAGAUUGAAAAUAAAAAAGUGUUAUUUUAGAAAGCUGUCUAUAUAAUUUGCCUCUGAGACCCAGUGCUG